Molecule: messenger RNA, 381 nt
Organism: Cetraspora pellucida
Lineage: Eukaryota; Fungi; Glomeromycota; Glomeromycetes; Diversisporales; Gigasporaceae
Source: the annotation of a GenBank genome assembly
AUGUCUUUUAAUAAUUAUCAAUUUGGUAAAUUAAAUUCUAUUAUUAUUGAUAAUAAUAAUAGUUCUAUUAUAGAUAAUUUUAACAAUGAAAUUAUUAGUAAUUUUGAUUUUGAUAAUAAAACUAUUAGUAAUUUUGAUAAUAAAACUAUUAGUAAUUUUGAUACUAAUAUAAUUGGUAUUACCUUUUCUACUGAUACUACAACUUCAAGAAUUGAUAAUUGGGCUCAUAUUUAUGAUAUUUGUGACGUUGCUGAUGAAGUCAAAAUAACUGAAUAUCAAAAUGAAAUUUAUUAUGCUCAAACAUAUCAUAUAGAAAAAGAAGCAUUUUUAAGUUUAACUGCUACUCUUUUAACAAAAUUAACUGAAGAUGAUGCUAUAUGA